Poeciliopsis prolifica (blackstripe livebearer) is the source of this 1579-nucleotide messenger RNA. Its product is annotated as kinesin-like protein K39. The transcript has 12 exons. The record is from RefSeq and is a predicted model, not a curated record. Gene Ontology annotation, molecular function: protein binding. Bases 44 to 1192 code for a protein of 382 amino acids. NCBI's taxonomy places the organism in Eukaryota, Metazoa, Chordata, Actinopteri, Cyprinodontiformes, Poeciliidae.
UUUAAGUGUCAAACAUCAGAGUGGACCUCCAGACACACUGAGGAUGGAGAUGAAAAUGUUUUUUCCGUUGCUGCUGCUCGUCUGCUCCGUCUCUACAGCUGAGCUGCAGGCUCAGUCUGACAAUGACAUCCUGUCACAUGUAAAGCAAACUGAGGGCCAAGUGGGAGAAGCAGAGAGUGUGACUGAGCAGCAGACCUGCACACAGGACAUCAACGCUGUUCUGAGAGAGAUGAGCGCCUGGGUGGCUGCACUGAAGGUGGAGGUGCAGCACCUGCAGAGAGACAAUGAAGUGAAGACGACGGAGCUGCAAUCCCUGAACCAACGGUACCAAGUACAAGAAACAGAGGUAAAAAAGCUGCAAGAUCAGAAUCAAGCUCAGGCAGCAGAACUGGCUGCUGUUAAAGUCACUGCUGAAAACCAAGUGGAGGCUCUGAAGAGAGAAGCAGAAGCUCAGGCAGCAGAACUGGCUGCUGUUAAAGUCAAAGCCAACAUGACUGGAAACCAAGUGGAGGCUCUGAAGAGAGAAGCAGAAGCUCAGGCAGCAGAACUGGCUGCUGUUAAAGUCAAAGCCAACAUGACUGGAAACCAAGUGGAGGCUCUGAAGAGAGAAGCAGAAGCUCAGGCAGCAGAACUGGCUGCUGUUAAAGUCACUGCUGAAAACCAAGUGGAGGCUCUGAAGAGAGAAGCAGAAGUUUGUGAAACUCAGGUAAAGAAACUGCAGCAACUGAACCAAGCUCAGGCAGCAGAACUGGCUGCUGUUAAAGUCAAAGCCAACAUGACUGGAAACCAAGUGGAGGCUCUGAAGAGAGAAGCAGAAGCUCAGGCAGCAGAACUGGCUGCUGUUAAAGUCAAAGCCAACAUGACUGGAAACCAAGUGGAGGCUCUGAAGAGAGAAGCAGAAGCCAAACGACUGGUUUUCUCUGCCUCUUUAUUGGCAUCGGGUUAUGGACACACUGGACCGUUCAACACCCACAUCACUCUGAUCUUCAGAAAUGUUGUUACUAAUAUUGGAAAUGCCUACAACCCAAAUACAGGGCUGUUCACUGCACCAGUGAGAGGAGUUUAUCACUUUGAGUUCCACAUUCAUGGACAUGGAAGUUCUACUAUCCUACAUCUGCUGUGUUGUACAAAAAUGGAGAGCACAUCUUUUAUGGCAUGGACAACUCAACCUGCUGGUGAUCAAAGCUUCUAAUGGCGUCUCACUGCUGUUAGAAAUUGGAGAUGUUGUAUUUUUGCGAAUGUUGCCAAUUCAAGGAUUUAUGACAAUACAGAUCGUCACACUACUUUUAGUGGUCAAUUACUUUUCACCAUGUAGGCAUCUAUGCAUGCAGUUCUUUUCGUCCGUUAACCAUAAUUUUCACUCCUCAGCUUUAAUAUAUCUUUUCCUUAAUUAAAAACUAUCUUUAUGUAGACAACAGUUACUGCUUCUUUUUAUUUUUAAUUAUUAUUUUAGCUACGCAUUAAAUUACAGAAUUAUCAAAGUGAUGUGACAUCACCUGGUCUGUCCGAUGUCGGUGAAAGAAUGAAGUUUGAAGAAAAAUGACAAAAAAACCUAAUAAAUCUGACCUUUUCAACUCUC